CGCACAAUCGAAGAACGAUUGCCACCGAUAGGUUGCGACGACGAAUCCGCACGAAUCCAUGAGCCCUCGCACCGCCGAGUCUUCCAGCUCCUCCCGAUCGCCCAGUCGCCCAAUCGCCAUGUCCCAGACGCAGUGCCGCCUGUAAACAAACGCCGAGUGAAGUCCGCAGCCCGCAGUCAGCGGGAGCAGCAGCGUCAGGAGUCCGGAAUCCGUUUCCCGGUUUCCGCAACAGGUUGCGUCGCCUUCGCCAACAGAAGGUUUUAGUGCGAGCUUUGGACAGAGUAUACACGCGCCAGGAUGCAGCAGCGCCGCCAGCCGGCGAAUGGCAACGGCGGAGGAGGAGGAACCACCGUCGUCCGUACGGAGGAGCAGCAGCAGCAGCAGCCAUUGAGUCAGGAUGCUGGCGCCAAGGAGGCGGGCAGCACGCCGGGCAAGGCAACGGGACGCGGCUGCUACUUCUCGCUGGCCUUCUCCAUCGGUUCGAUGGGCCUGGCCUGCGGCAGCCUGUGGCAGAUACCAAACAGCAGUGACCGCAUCUCGCUGCAGCGCGGCCUGGUGCUCACCUCGCUGGGAUUCAUCUACUUUGUCUCGCUAACGGACUUCUGCAACAAAUACCUGUUGGAGACGACGCAUGGCCAGCGCUUUCGUCGCAAGUACCGCCUGAUGAUGUCCGACGUCCUGGAGAUUACCAACAAAAUUGUAUCGGCAAUCCAGGCCUUAUUUUCCUUCCUCGUGGGACUCAUCGUCUGCAAGUCGACGUGCACCAAAUCCUUUGUAUAUGCAUCCCACUUCUUGAUGGAGGCGUACGGCUGGUUCGGCACCGCUUACUUUAUGUACGACAUUUGGUCGAUGUACAAGGUGCAUACCCAGAAGAUCGCCGACAAGCUGCACCUGUUGCGCAUUACCAAGGGUCAGGGUGCGGUGGUCAGCAAUGGCCACGCCAACGGCAAGAUCAACGGCAAGUCGGCCAGCGGCAACAACAACGGCAGCACUCCAACGAAUCUGCACGAGAUCUGCGACUACGAUGGAGCCUGCGUCCAGAUACCCAAGGACGGCAGAUGGGACUUCCUCAAGUACGUGGUCACGCACCCGGUCAUGAUGAUACACCAUGUCUUUAUCGGAACAUUUGGAUUGCUGGUGGUGACGUACAUUCGCGGUGGCGGGCACUGCAUCUACAGCUACAUGUUCAUGAUGGAGUUCUCCACGCCGUUCGUCUCGUUGCGCAGCAUCCUGAGCACCAUGCGUCUCAAGGAUUCGCGUGUGUACAUCGCCAAUGGGCUGCUCAUGCUGGCCACCUUCUUCGUGUGCCGCGUCUGCAUGUGGCCAUACGUGAUGUGGCGCUACAGCCUGGCCAUUGAGGCUGCGUCCCUGUGGUCGGCCAUGUGCGGCCUGCCGCGAGGAUGCCUCAUCAGCAUCGCUAUACUGUUCUUGCCACAGCUUUACUGGUUCUAUCUGAUGGUUUUGGGUGCUCUCAAGGUCUUUCUACCGCAGAAGAGGCGGCCGCCCAACGCAGUUCUAUCGGCAAAGUCGGCGGCCACGCCCACAACAACCCCCACCGCCCUCAUAAAUGGCAAAAACUAGUGCAAAUUGUAUUUAUUUUGAGGCAGAGUUCCAGCCGCAUCCGUAUUGCGGAGAUCUUGCUAUUGUUUAUACAUUUUUAAUUAUACAACAACAACGACCCACUAACCGGAAAACUGAAAACCGGAAACAGAAAACAGAAAACCAGGACGGACGGAGAAUGAAAACGGCAGCGGAAACGAUGGCGGCUUACAAAUGAACCGAAGACCAUGGACAGACCCUUAGUGUUAAAGAAAGACAUUAUUUACUAAAAAGAAAAAGAAAAAACGAUAAGGAUAAAGAUGAAGAACUAAGAACAAAACUAAAACCAAAUGCAGAUAAAACGAAUAAACUAUGUUGCUUAUUUUUUGAAGCAAGCCCCCUAACCAUAAACGAA
Molecule: messenger RNA, 1954 nt
Organism: Drosophila mauritiana
Lineage: Eukaryota; Metazoa; Arthropoda; Insecta; Diptera; Drosophilidae
Product: ceramide synthase
Exons: 4
Coding region: 298-1581 (427 amino acids)
Biological process (GO): lipid homeostasis
Cellular component (GO): endoplasmic reticulum; membrane
Source: RefSeq, a predicted model, not a curated record